This is a messenger RNA of Python bivittatus (Burmese python), 2997 nucleotides long. The record is from RefSeq and is a predicted model, not a curated record. NCBI's taxonomy places the organism in Eukaryota, Metazoa, Chordata, Lepidosauria, Squamata, Pythonidae.
AAUUUAGUAAAUUCAAGAUGGAGGCGCUUUCCUACUGAUUAUGCUUCCACCUCAGAAGAUGAAUUUGGAUCAAACCGUAAUUCUCCUAAACAUGCCCGUCUACGUACUUCUCCAGCCCUGAAAACUACUCGAAUGCAGAACAUUGGAACACCAACACAAAGUAGCAAUACCUUCAAGCAUAGGAUAAAGGAACAGGAGGACUACAUUCGUGAUUGGACUGCUCAUCGAGAAGAAAUAGCAAGGAUCAGUCAAGACUUGGCUCUCAUUGCCCGGGAAAUCAAUGAUGUAGCAGGAGAGAUCGAUUCAGUGACUUCAUCAGGCACUGCUCCUAGUACCACAGUAAGCACUGCUGCCACCACCCCUGGCUCUGCCAUAGACACUAGAGAAGAGGUAGGAGAUCUUCAUGGAGAAAUGCAUAAGUUAGUUGACCGUGUGUUUGAUGAAAGUCUAAACUUCAGGAAGAUUCCUCCAGUAGUAAAUGCUAAAACACCAGAUGGAAACAUUCGGCCAAAUGAUCCCAAACCACAGACAACAGACUUAUCUGAACCCCCCACAAUUACGCGUCGUCGAACCUGGAGCAGAGAUGAAGUUAUGGGAGAUACCUUGCUGUUGUCCUCAGUCUUCCAGUUUUCUCGGAAGAUUCGGCAAUCCAUAGAUAAAACAGCUGGUAAAAUAAGAAUAUUAUUCAAGGACAAAGACCGGAAUUGGGAAGACAUUGAAAAAAAACUGCGAGCUGAAAGUGAUAUCCCAAUUGUGAAAACAUCAAGCAUGGAAAUCUCAUCAAUAUUGCAAGAAUUGAAGAGAGUGGAGAAACAACUGCAAGUGAUCAAUUCAAUGAUUGACCCUGAUGGAACAUUGGAUGCUCUAAGCAAUUUGGGAUUUGCUAAUACUGUCCAAGCAGCUCAUCCUAAGCAGAAAUCCAGUCCUGGUUCUCAAAGCGCCCAUCCUCAAAUACAGGCCAACUGUCUCCCUGAAGCAAAGGCUAUACGCCCAGCCACCACCGCCUCUACUUCAAGUGAACUUGGCAAUGUUGAAUCUGAGCAUGAUUUCAGCAUACAUUUCAAUAGGUUCAAUCCAGAUGGAGAAGAAGAAGAUCCAACUUUGUGUGAAUGACAUGAAUGUUAUCGGUACCUUUAGUAUUGAAUGUGCAAAAUUCAUUAAGAGUCUUAGCAUCCUUCAAACAGUAAAAAAAGGUUGGUAAAAUUGUGGUUGCUUUGUUAUUACCAACUACUUUAAUUGUGAUAUUUGGGAUGUCACAAACCAUUUGACUCAUUGAGAUAAACAUUGGUACCAAUGAAGAUGCACAGUUUGUGAUCAUUUUACAAACUUCACAAACAUUUGCUUUGAAUAUUUUCCUCCAUAGUUUAUUUAGUUUAAGCAGACUUCAACCAGGCAAUAGUCCUUCAUUUUAAAGUUCUAAGUCUCCUAUGACAAGGUGAUCUUAAUUAAGUCUCUUUACUUAAAUUUGUAUAAAAUGAUCACUUAAGUUUGAUUCUGAAUAAAGGGAGCUAAUUAGGACAUUACAUUUUAAUGACAUGGUCACACCACAAUAUAAGGAAAAACAGGCUUCAGAAUAAUUAAUUGUUGCAUCCUGAAGAUUGCCUAAAGGUUUACAGGGCUCAAAUAUUAUGUUUGCACUAAGAAUUUGCUGAGAGUGAAGAAUGAACAUAUCAGUAUCAGUAGGAACUAAUUACGCUGUACUUUGGAAAAUGAUCAAAAUUGUCUUUUUUUUUUUUUUUAAGCCACUUUGACAGUGGUGUAAGUCAACUUUCCAGGACGAUCCUUUUGGCGAGGAUCCUAUUCAAUAUGUCUUUUUGAUGUUAAUGAAAUUAAAUGUUACAUAAUUUCUGUUCAGAUGCUUGGAACUACAAAACCAAUUUAAAUAUAUUGCUGUGUGUGUCUACUGCUUGAAAUUCUUUCUUAAUGCUAUAUUACCAAGGUCAGACACAAAAUUCAUUUUAAGUACUCCUUGAGAUGAUCAUGAGUUGUGAGAUUUUCUUCCAAAGUUUGGAGAUAGGGUAGUGAUAAUCUAAUCAUUAGGUUGACUCCAGGCAUACAAAUUAUUCAUGUUUUCCUGUAGAAUCUCUAGUAAAUCUAUCUAAUAUGUUUAUAAGAAUUUCUGGAAGAAACUGCUAACAUAGGCCUUUUGCUUAUUCUGCUUAACAGCAAAUCUAUUAAAAUAUCACAUAUAAGCCUAUUUAUCUUUAAAACUGUCCCAGUUUUAACAUUUGGAAAUAAUAAUAAUAAUAAUAAAAGUAAACUAUCUUGUAUUUCCAGAACACUGUAAUUUCAAGAACUUCUGUUAAAUGCAACUAAUAACUGGAAAUUUCCUGUGUUUUUGCAUCAGUCUAUAUACUAAAAUUAGAAAUACAACUUUGAAGCUUUUAUGAACUAGUCUUUAAUAUUUCAGCAAUAAUCAUAUGUGUCAGUUGUUUAAAAAUACUUCUUUCCUGUACAUUUUUAAACUGUACAGGAUUUUGGAAGUCAUUGCAAAGCUUGACCAAGUAAAUAUACAAAAAACUUUUUUUGUAGUGAUAUAAAGAACCCAAUAAUCCUGUUGUAUAUUGGAUUUACUUUUUUGUUUGUUUGUUUUAAAAUUUAAAAUCUGCCUCUUCUCAAACUCUGUAUCCCACUCAGAGGUCAGGAAACAAUUGUUUACAGAUACUAUUGCGGUUUAAACUGUAUGAUGAAAAUACAUAUAUUGAGAGUAGUGAUGUUUUGGCCAUCAUCAUUCCUUCCUAUCUUUUCAAUGCUUGGGAGAAUCACAAACAUACAAGUAUGAGAAACUAGGAAAUAGUUAUGGAAAAAUUAAACAUUUUGACUCUUAACACAAUUCUUUUUGUGUAUUCUUUUCCAGACAUUUACACAUUUUGUGUUCUGUAAUAUUUGCAUUUACAAUUUUCUUAUUUGUAUGGAUGCAUACUCCUUAUUUAUUUUUGUUACAUUUAUUAUGUAUGUUGUUACAAGCAUUUACAGCUCCAUUUUUAAAUAAAGUGU